AUGGAUCUUGUCAGAUACCUUGGAAAUGCGCUGGAGAACACAAGGAAGGCAUUCGAAGUUUCUCGACUUAAGAAGGAGGUAGAGGAUAACUGUAAGGGCUAUAGAGAUCUUGUUUUUUCCCAACGGCACAUUGACUCUCAGAUGGAGAACAAGGAAAAGAGGGCUCUAGUGGAGUUGGAGAUAUGUAAGGCGCUUCGAAGAUUCCAUGAGUAUAUAUUGAGGGAGAGUCUGAAAUAUACAGAAGCUAUUCAUUUAAGGAUGAAAGGUCCCAAGGAUACUGGAGAUCUCCUGAGUGGCGAUACCAUUGGAAAUAUAGAAGAGAGGCACUAUAAAAAACAAAUUUCUAUACUACUUUCUUGCCUUUGUAAUAAUGUAUACAUGGCGGACAGGUUGGUAGAGUUUGAAGAAGCCCGUAGGUACAGCGACGAUGUUGAGAAUGCGAGGAACGAAACUGUGGGGUCGAUUAAUAGACUCGGGAUGGAGAUCCUGAGAGGAAUUGAAGGGGUGAUCAAGCACCACAGCAAGGACAGGAGGGAAAGAUUGGAUAUGAUGUUGAUGCAUGAAAACCUGAGGAUUCAGAGUUUACUAAGACGGUUGGGGCAGAGGCUGAAUGAGCACGAAGAAGCCAUAGGAAAGGAGAUUAUCAGCAAGGUAUUACUUGUGUUGAGUCAGGGCUCUAUUGAAAAUGACGUGAGGCUUGUGAAGCUUAUUGACAAGACUAUCGAAAGAGCUGAAAAGUACGAGUCGCCUGAGAUAGCGCAGAUGAGUAUUCAGUUUGUUAUAGCCAAGAAAUAUGUGGAGGAUAUAAUUAGUCUGAAAGAGCAACCUUUCCUGCGGAAAUGCUUAGAAAGAAGAAGUCUGAAGAAAGACAUAGGGCCGGAGGAGUAG
Messenger RNA from Encephalitozoon cuniculi GB-M1, 888 nucleotides. RefSeq lists its product as uncharacterized. The record is from RefSeq and is marked provisional. Bases 1 to 888 code for a protein of 295 amino acids. The transcript has a single exon. NCBI's taxonomy places the organism in Eukaryota, Fungi, Microsporidia, Unikaryonidae.